Messenger RNA from Mytilus californianus (California mussel), 1196 nucleotides. RefSeq names its product cysteine-rich venom protein 2-like. Bases 124 to 1062 code for a protein of 312 amino acids. Gene Ontology annotation, cellular component: extracellular region. Lineage: Eukaryota; Metazoa; Mollusca; Bivalvia; Mytilida; Mytilidae. The record is from RefSeq and is a predicted model, not a curated record. The transcript has 7 exons.
UGUGUUCAAGUCCCUUUGAGAACUUUGGGACAGAGUGUCUUCAGAUAGAAGAUUAAGACUACAAAGUAAGAAAGUCUAUGCUUUAAGAACUAAGAGCCAACUUUGUAAUUGAUUUUUGUAGUAAUGGAAAUAAUUUACAGAUUUCUUUCUUUUGUAUUGUGGAUUUUAUCAGUAGAAUCUGUGCUUGAUAUAUCACCUUACAAACAACUACUUCUUGACUUGCAUAAUGACUGCAGGAGGGAUGUUAAAGCUUCUAAUAUGCAGAAACUGGACUGGAGCCCUUUAUUGGAAGAAGAAGCCUCGAGAUGGGCAGAAAAUUGUCGUUUUCAGAUUCAGAGAAUAGGCAACGGAGAAAAUUUAGCAAUGCAUACAGCUAAUCGGGGAUUAGAAGAUUUACUUGAAGAAGGUUUCAAUAUGUGGAACAAUGGCAGGGAGGAAUAUAAAUACGGGAAUAAAUUGUCAUCUAACACAGGACAUUAUACUCAGUUGAUAUGGGCUGAUACAUCCAAAGUCGGUUGUGGUAUGACAAGGUGUCCUGUUUUGUUUAUGAAAAAUGGGGUGACAGUGAAAGACGCUUGGUUCUUGGUUUGCUUUUAUAACCCACCAGGAAACGUGCUUGGAAAAAAUCCAUAUAUUGUGGGUAAUUCUUGUAAAAAAUGUACAGACGGUCAACGGUGUGAUAAUGGUCUUUGUGAAGGACAUCACUCCACAGGAACAAGGAAUAUAAUGCCGUCAUUAAAUAAAAACCAAUUAUUUCGUUGGAAUUCAAGGAAUACCUUUGCUCCACUUGUGGACAAAAAUAUACACAGUUCUCAAGAAAAUAUCUGUUUUGAUAUAUCUCCACAGUGUGAACUUUGGACAGAAAUGUGUUUUGAUAGACGUUACGCCUUUGAUCUAUUCACCCUUUGUCGUAAAACUUGUGGAUUUUGCCACAAUUCUUCGUGUGUUGAUAGCAGAGACUCAAGUUCAUGUCAAUACUGGCAACAGCUUGGUUAUUGUAAAAAUUCUUUGUAUGCAGAAUUUAUGUCAAAGAAUUGUGCAAAGACGUGUAAUUUUUGUUAAAGAAAAACACUCACAAAUGUCUAUUUUUAUGUUAUUGGUAAGUCAUGCCGACAGAAAAUGGAACAAGAUUGUUUAUCUCAAAGGAUUGUCCUUUGAAUGAUCGACGGGAAUGUAAAUAGUAAAGUUGCGCGACU